AGCUGGGCUGGAGAGGGCGGAAGCGGCCCCCGGCGCAGGCUGGGAGAUGUAGUUCCUGACUCGGGAGCGGAAGUGACGUAGGGCGGGAGACGAGCCGGGCUAUGAACGCGCGCGGGGCGCGGCGGCUUUCCAAGUUCGUGCGCGGCCGUUGGAGCCUCUCGCGGGGCCCGAGGAGGGGCCGGUAACCUUCGAGGAGGUGGCUGUGUAUUUCACCAGUGAAGAGUGGUCUUUGCUGGACCCCACUCAGAGAGCCCUCAACUGGGAUGUCAUGCAGGAGAACUAUGAGAAUGUGACCUCACUGGGGUUUCCAGUUUCCAAACCUCAUAUAAUCUCCCAGCUGGAACAAGGGGAACAGCCAUGGGUCCCAGACCUCCAGGGUUCAGAGGAAAGAGAGAUCCUGAGAAUUCCCUGCACAGCAGGUGAUGCAAUGGUAUGUGAGAAAGAGGAUCAGAAUUCUCAGCAGGAAAAUGUUGAGAAAAUGGCUAAACACAGAGAAUUAUCGCAAAGAUGGAAAAAUAAUGUGUCCAGGAGUCAUGAGCAGGGAAAAUCCUGUGAGAUUCAGCACAGACCAGAAAGAGAGCAAGGAAACCAGCCAGGGGAGAAAAUGGGUAAAUUUAUUUCCUGUCGGGGAACUCAGAAGAGGGUCAAGGAAACCAUAACACAGCAGGAAAUCCUCAUGGGAAAGAGGAAAAAUACAUGCACUGAGUAUGGAAAAACCUUCACUUGCAGAUCAGCCCUUUCUGUUCAUAAGAGAAUCCACAUAGGGGAGAGGCCCUAUGAAUGCCAUGAGUGUGGGAAAACCUUCACUUGCAGCUCAAACCUUACUAGGCACUGGAGAAUCCACACAGGAGAGCGGCCCUAUGAAUGCCGUGAGUGUGGGAAAAGCUUUAUUACCAGCUCAGCCCUUUCUCAACAUCAGAGAUUCCACACAGGGAAGAGGCCCUAUGAAUGUUGUGAGUGUGGGAAAAGCUUCACUAGCAGCUCAGACCUUUCUAAACAUCAGAGAAUCCACACAGGGGAGAGGCCCUAUGAAUGCUGUGAGUGUGGGAAAAGCUUCACUAGCAGCUCAGAGCGUUCUCAACAUCAGAGAAUCCACACAGGGGAGAGGCCCUUUGAAUGCAGCGAGUGCGGGAAAAGCUUCUAUUGCAGCUCACAUCUUAUUAGGCAUUGGAGAAUCCACACAGGGGAGAGGCCCUAUGCAUGCUGUGAGUGUGGGAAAAGCUUUAUUACCAGCUCAGACCUUUCUAAACAUCAGAGAAUCCACACAGGGGAGAGGCCCUAUGAAUGCCAUGAGUGUGGGAAAAGCUUCACUAGCAGCUCAGACCUUUCUCAACAUCAGAGAAUCCACACAGGGGAGAGGCCCUUUGAAUGCAGUGAGUGUGGGAAAAGCUUCAAUUGCAGCUCACACCUUAUUAGGCAUGGAAGAAUCCACACAGGGGAGAGGCCCUUUGAAUGCCGUGAGUGUGGGAAAAACUACGUUCACCGCCAGCAGCUUAUUAGGCAUCGGAGAAUCCACGCAGGAGACGCCUUCCACCAACAUGCAUGGCAGAAGAACCAGAGAGAGAUGAACUCUCAGAAGUGUUGGGACAAACCACAACUUGAGCCAAGGUUCAGGUGUUGGCAAUGGGGAUUAAAAGAAAACUAAUGUAUAUGACCAGAAUUUGUGAUUUUUGAAUAUAUUAGUGUUACUAGUGAAAAUGAAAUUAUAGGUGAUGUUAUUGGUUAAAGAGUAAGAGACUAAUUGUUUGAUGAUCUGAAUUAUUUUGGAAAACUGAAA
This is a messenger RNA of Gopherus flavomarginatus (Mexican gopher tortoise), 1777 nucleotides long. RefSeq names its product zinc finger protein 501-like. Gene Ontology annotation, cellular component: transcription regulator complex; PcG protein complex. The transcript has 5 exons. Gene Ontology annotation, biological process: regulation of immune system process; negative regulation of transcription by RNA polymerase II; regulation of cytokine production. The record is from RefSeq and is a predicted model, not a curated record. The coding region runs from base 269 to 1645 and encodes 458 amino acids. Gene Ontology annotation, molecular function: DNA-binding transcription factor activity, RNA polymerase II-specific; RNA polymerase II cis-regulatory region sequence-specific DNA binding. NCBI's taxonomy places the organism in Eukaryota, Metazoa, Chordata, Testudines, Testudinidae.